AUGAGGAUGGCCGAGCAGAAGAUGAUGUUUCAUCGCAAGUCUGUGGUAGCGGCUAGCCUUUGCGCUGCAGCAGUUCUCGUUCUCACCUACAAUGUUCAAACUGCGCAGCGGGAUCCAGUGGCCCUGCAGUACACCAAGCUGACGGGCGAUCGACCGCUGAUGUUCUCCAGCGCUCACUGGGACUCUGUUGACCUUCCGCAAGACACCAGCCGCAAACAGAUGCUGUUUGCUGACUCGGGCUUGUCAUCCGAUGGAAACUUUCAAGCGGCUCACUUCGACUCCACGAGACUCCCUGAGGAUAUGAUGGAUGAUUCGACGAGCUCUGCACGGAAGAAGCUCUCGAGCCUAUUCUCAGCGAAAUCUAAUGGCGUGAGCAGAACCAUGGCAGGAGAAAUAGCGGAUAAUGGAGCAGCGAUCUUGCGGAAGACAAGUUUUCGUACGGUCAUCGAUGAUUGCAAGCUCAAGUCAAACUGUCAGAACUUGAUUGGGAAAAGGCUGUGGAACGUGAUAUCUAGCAGAGACAACCAGCCGAAUCUUAAAAUCAUGCAUGAUUACGAUGAUGAUAGAAAAAGGCAAGAGUUAAAAAUCGAGCGGGACUACAACAAGGACUCCGACAAGAAGUUCAUAGCUGACAACAGUGCUCAAAACUGGGAAAAGCUUCAAGACUUGAUGAGCCAAAAGCAAGCAUCUGGAGAUGGACAGACUCUUAAGCAAAUUCAGCAGAUAAAAUCUGAGAAUAUUCCUGAGGAUGAGAAGCGAAUCCUUAUUGAUCAAAUCGAGAGGAAAGGCAAAGUUCAGAUGCAGGCGAUGAAUCUAAAUCAUGGUUACCAGAGUGAAACCUCACUGAUCUUUGGUGGAGAUCACAACAAUGCCAUGCAACCCAGCCCAAAAGAGCAAGCUGAAGAGCUAGCUGAAGCAAAAAAAAUGAUUUCAAGGCCUUCCGAAGCUCAGGUUUUGGAGAAAUACCAAACGAAGGCGAUUCAUUCUAUGAACAACAAGAAAGCCGAUCGAUCCCGUCAAAGGAGCCAGCAACAAGUGAGAGCAUGGACAGAAAAUGCUUCUGAGAUCCGAAAACAGAUGAAUAGUCAGGACAAUUCAGGGUCUAAUCAAGUGAAUUCAAAUGGGGCAGAAAGUGAGCAUUCAUCGUAUAGCGGCAUGCAGUCUAGGAGCCGUUUAGAGCAAAAAGAGGCCAACGCGGAGCUGAAAUCGUAUGACAUCCCCGUCGAAUCAGCAACAGAGACUCACAGCCACAAGGAUGUACUUGCAGAUGCACAUCUUGAUGACGUGCAGACAGCACAACCAUCUGAAAGUACGCAAGUUUCCGCCAGCCAGAUGUCUGGGAACGGGGAAGACUGCUUCCUAUCUGGCGGACGAAGGGUCAAGUGCAAGGAUAUUGUGAGACUGGGGAAGCUGAUGAGGAAGGUAUACGGCAAGAAAGCUUCAGACAUCGCCCUGGUGGCUAGGGACAAGUCUUGGGAUCCCACCAAGGUUUACAACAAAGAGCGUGAAGCCGAGGAAAUGCGGCAAAGCAAGGCCGUUAUCGAGCCGCAUCCAGUGCACUCUGUUCUACCUCUGCACAGUGAUGUCAGCAAAAAGAUCCAUGAGAUGAACCUGGCGGAGGUGCCCAAGUCGCAUCUGAAGAGGAGGACUGAUAGGCUCGGAUCGUUGUCAAAGAGCCUCGCUAACGUCAUCGGAUGGUGA
Messenger RNA from Guillardia theta CCMP2712, 1701 nucleotides. RefSeq lists its product as hypothetical. The transcript has 5 exons. NCBI's taxonomy places the organism in Eukaryota, Cryptophyceae, Pyrenomonadales, Geminigeraceae. The record is from RefSeq and is a predicted model, not a curated record. The coding region runs from base 1 to 1701 and encodes 566 amino acids.